AUGGAGUUUAAAAAGCUGUUUCUAAGUUUCAGUUUAGUUUUGCUCUUUUCAUGUGCAGCAAGAGGCACGACAGCGAAAUAUUACACCUAUGAGGAGGACGCGCCAGGAACUUUCAUAGGAAAUCUGUCCAUGGACCUGAAGACCGAGUUACCCGAGGACCCGCAGACGAGCUUCCGAUUCAUGCAAGAGGGGAACACAUCACUGAUUCGGAUGCGAAAACACGACGGCCUGAUCACUGUGGGGGGUCGCAUCGACCGAGAAAGUCUCUGCGGGUCGUCCAUGCAGUGCGUGAUCACUACAGACGUGGUGGUUUACUCCAAGGAAAAGUUCCACCUGAUCCACGUGGAGAUCCACGUCAGAGACAUGAACGACCACGCACCUGUGUUUCCACAAGAAAAGAUGCAACUUGAGAUCGUGGAGAAUGCAGCCCUGGGUACCCGCUUUCCCUUGGAGGUUGCCAGUGACCUGGACGUGGGUAACAAUUACAUCCAAAGUUAUCAGCUCAUUAACAGUACAUAUUUUGGUGUAGAGGUGGGAACUGGAGAAGAUGGCAAGAAGUUUGCUCAGCUUGUUCUUGUGAAGGAGCUUGACAGGGAGGUCCAGGAGUUCCUGACACUGGAAGUCAUCGCAAGUGAUGGUGGAAGUCCUGCAAAGUCUGGAUCUCUGACCAUUCAAGUUAAAGUUUUGGACUCUAACGACAACAGUCCCCAGUUUGAAAGUGAUAAGCUCAGAGUCGAGCUCUAUGAAGAUGCACCAGUUGGUGUCCUCCUACUCAGAGUUCAAGCCUUCGACCCGGAUCAUGGUGAGAAUGGUGAUGUCAGAUAUGAUUUUGCAGAUGGUGUAUCCAGUGAGAUCCGAAACACUUUUAUUAUUGAUUCCAUUAGUGGAGCGGUGAUCCUGAAUUCCACUAUAGAUUAUGAGUCGAGAAAAUCCUAUGAGCUGCACAUACAGGCGUAUGAUCUGGGUGCCAACUCAGUUCCUUCUACCUGCAUGGUCACUGUUGAUGUUGUUGAUGUGAAUGACAAUGCACCAGAAGUCACGAUCAAGCCGAUGACCUCCAGGAGCGGAGACAUGGCCUACAUCACGGAGGCGGCGGCGGUGGAAAGUUUUGUUGCUCUUAUUAGCACCACUGACAAAGAUUCAGGUGCGAAUGGUUAUGUGCAGGUGAGUCUGCAUGGACACGAGCAUUUCAAACUCCAGCAGGCUUAUGGUGACACCAUGAUGAUUGUCACCACAUCAGCUUUGGACAGAGAAAAGAUUUCUGAGUACAACCUUACUGUGAUAGCUGAGGAUCUCGGCUCACCACCAUUUAAAACUUUUACCCAGUACACAAUCAGAGUGAGCGACGAGAAUGACAAUGCCCCGUCCUUCAGCAAACCUAUCUAUGAAGUUUCAGUGAUGGAAAACAAACCACCAGGACUCUACGUCGCUUCUCUGGUUGCUCGUGAUCCUGACGAAGCGGCCAAUGCUAAAGUGACAUACAAGCUUCUUGAAAAUGAAAUAGAUGGGGUCCCACUGAGUUCUUUUUUUACAAUGGACCCCGCUUCUGGGACUCUCUAUACAGUAAGGUCUCUGGACCAUGAGUCGGUACAGCAGAUCGAAGUAGUCAUCCAAGCCACAGAUGGUGGCUUCCCGUCGCUUUCAAGCACAGCUCAGGUCAAGAUUAGAGUCGUGGAUGAGAAUGACAACACACCUUUCUUCACUCAUCCCAUUCUCAUCAAUGGCACAGCAGACGUGACUUUGCCAUGCAAUGCUCCAGCGGGUUAUGUGGCCCUGAGACUUGAAGGCAGUGAUGCAGAUGAGGGAACAAAUACCGAGCUGUCCUACACUAUUCUAGAGGACAAAAUGCACCUGUUCGUUGUGAACGAAAACUCAGGUGAGAUGACCCUUAAGCGUGGUCUGGCGCUCGAGCUCGGAGAGACGCUGGAGGUCAAAGUGGCGGUAAGCGACCAUGGACGAAUGCCCCUUGUCCACACAGCCACAAUCCGCUUUGUGAUUUGGAAUGCAAUUCCCUUGGAUGAUCAAGUGCUAGUCCUUCUUGAAUCAAUUAAAGAAGAGAACGAACACACCUUUGAUGCUUCUUUUAUCAUCAUUGGGCUUCUCGCUGCUGCAUGUGCUGUGUUGCUGAUUGCCAUUGUGGCAGUCGCUGUUUCAUACAGAAAGCACCAAAGAAAUGGAAGGUCUAUCACCAAAAUGGCUGGAGGGAACUUCAGAAAGACUUCAUUUCCAUCACACAGCAUCGACUCUUCAGAUUCCAGCAGCAUCUCUGGAGGUAGUGCCACUGUCACGGAGCAGAUUUCAUCUACCAGGGAUGAGUCUUCUUUCUCAGAUGAAGAGAUGCCAAGUAGAGACUCAGACAGUAAGGUGUUUCGACCUCUGCUCAAUAAGACAAGUUUUGAGCCUGGUUCCAUUUGGCAAGGAGACAGAUACACACUUCAGACAAGUGAACUAGGAUCCUCUGAUCGGUCAAGCAUCAAGGACAGUGGAAAAGGAGACAGCGACUUCAAUGACAGUGACUCUGACAUAUGCGGACAAGCCAGCCGAAGAAUUCCCACCAUCAGCCACCAGCAUGCUAACAGUUCCUUAUACCCUGGAUUAACAGAUGGAGCAUGCAGAACAAGAGAAAUCCCAGUACACACUACCAGCACUCACAUAGGCAACGGUAGGUACACUGUAGCCUACCGGACGCCAGCCUACGGCCACCAUCACCCUGCCAUCAACCAAGCUCCUUCCAUGAGGGAUUACAGUUAUAAUACGGUCCUCCUGCGAGCACCCGGUUACCCUCAACCACCCAUGUUCCACAAAAUGGGGACCCUACCCCCUAAUUACUAUCAGCAUAGCGCACAUGGUCAGCUACACAAACAAACUGUUCCUAACAGAGAACCGAUUCCAGACGUAAUCGCCACACCUGUUGCAUCUUUCUAA
This is a messenger RNA of Trichomycterus rosablanca, 2925 nucleotides long. RefSeq names its product protocadherin 8 (gene pcdh8.1). The coding region runs from base 1 to 2925 and encodes 974 amino acids. Gene Ontology annotation, biological process: homophilic cell-cell adhesion. Gene Ontology annotation, cellular component: plasma membrane. The transcript is spliced from 4 exons. Gene Ontology annotation, molecular function: calcium ion binding. NCBI's taxonomy places the organism in Eukaryota, Metazoa, Chordata, Actinopteri, Siluriformes, Trichomycteridae. The record is from RefSeq and is a predicted model, not a curated record.